Messenger RNA from Drechmeria coniospora, 3663 nucleotides. RefSeq lists its product as uncharacterized. Gene Ontology annotation, molecular function: RNA binding. The transcript has a single exon. The record is from RefSeq and is a predicted model, not a curated record. The coding region runs from base 1 to 3663 and encodes 1220 amino acids. NCBI's taxonomy places the organism in Eukaryota, Fungi, Ascomycota, Sordariomycetes, Hypocreales, Ophiocordycipitaceae.
AUGGCCCCCGGCUUCGCCCCUCAUGCCGCCCCUGCCUCCCAGUCCCGCUCGCACUCGCCCUCGGCCGCCAACAACGCGUCGUCGGCUCUCGAUGGGUCGGUGCCGUCGACCAGGUCACCCUUUGCUCUCGCCGGCGGCCUCAACCACGCCGGGCUCAUGGCCGGCAGCUCGCGCUCCGGGGCUGGUUCUCCGUCGCUCGAGCUCGGCGCCUCCGGUCGGCUCUUCUCCAAAAGGUUCGUCCUCGUGCCACCCUGCAUCCGAUUUGACUUCACCCUAGCGUCUGGCGGCAGGCUGUCGCCGUGCUUCCUCCCCGUCGACAGGCGUUUGCGGGCCCCAUUUCGCGCUAACCGUGGCAUGCUUUGCAGGGCGAGAGAAAUCCAGGCCGAGGAGGGCAUUCCCUGCCUCCCCCUAAAUCCCUGGGCCGGUCCUCCGACGAGCGGCCACUCGACGCCUCUCCGAGAAAACAUCCCCGAGUCACCCACGGACGGAUUUCCCGAUUUUGGCCAGCUGCCGACGCCCGAAAGCUUGCCCCAGACCCGACGAGCCCGUGCCGGGACCGUACCCUCGCGCUUCCCGCCAGGAUUACCCUCGGCCGGCUUGCUGAACAUCUCCGGCCUCGUGGCCAAGUCCGCUCGGGUCACGCCGUCUCAGAGCCCCUUCAAGUCACCCUCCCCCAACCCCGACCACGUGGACGGCUCGCCCGGCGGCUCGGCGCUGCUCUCUCGUCUUCGAGCCGGCUCGAUGCCUCAGCGCAGCCCCUUUGCCGGCGUGCCCGGCACGAGCUCCCCCUUCGGCCCCUCCAUCUUCAGCAGCGGCUGGAACCCGGCGAGCGUCGGUCGUGAGAGGGGCUCCACCCUGGCGAGCAUCGCCAGCGUCGGCUCCGACGGCCAGAGCCCCCCGCCGCCGCGCCCUCACGCCUCGCGCGAGGGCGGACCCGAUUCCGACGUCCACAUGCGCACCCUCGAUUAUCUGGGGCUCGCCGAGACGCCGACGACGCCGCGGGCCCAGCUGGCGACGCCGUCCGUGUCGGGGAACUGGCAGCAGUCCAGCCGCUUCCGGUCCUACUCGGUCAACAACAAGGACAAGUAUGACAAGUACGCCGACGACGACGCCGACGACGACGACGACGCCUACGACGUGGAGGGCAUGCCCAUCGAUCCCCGCUACGCCGCCCUCAUCCACCAGGAGCUGGCGGCGACGAAUGCCGCCAUCCGCAACCACAACCUCGCCGUCCAGGCCUUCGCGAACCAGGCCUCGUCCAACCGCCCCCGGGCACGCACCACGGGCGUCCUGGACGCGCCCGCCGAUCACCUCGUGCGAGCCUACAUCGGCAGCAACCUCAGCGUCCAGAGUUCGGUGAACACGCCCGAGUUGGGCGGCCGGGAGGAUCCUCGUCAGGACUUCGACGACCUGUCCCAGGCCAUGGCCGGGAUGAGCAUCGGAGCAUCCAGCAGCCGCAACCCGGCGCUCCUCGGUGCCGACGAGCAAGGACUGGAAGGUCCGACAAACGCCCUCUGGCUCGGCGGCGUUCCGCCGUCCACCACCACGACUACCCUCGUCGAGAUGUUCAAGCUGCACGGUCCCAUCCUCUCCGCUCGCGUCCUCACCAACAAGAGCUGCGGCUUCGUCAACUUCGAAAGGCUGGACAGCGCCAUUUCCGCCAAGGCGAGCAUGAACGGCAGGGAGAUCUUCCCGGGCUCUGGGCCCAUCAAGAUCAACUUUGCCAAGCCGCCUUCCGCGUCCAACACGCCGGGCCAUGACGGCGCCUACUCGUCCCCCAGCCCCGACCCGUUCGCGAGGGUUCAAGAGCCCGACACCCACGGCAACACGCCGGCCUCGGGCACCGGCGCCCAGCCUGGCCCGACGACGGCUCCUGCGGUCCCGCCCCUGCAGGACAUGGCCGCGAGCAUCGUCGACAUCGUGAAGCAGUUCGGCGCCUCCGACGAGGAUGCCCUGCACAUCUCCGGCAGCGUCCAGUCCGCCGUCGAGUACACGGCCUUUGCCGACGACAUCGCUCCCAUCCGAGAGCCGACGCACGCCAGGGUUCACGACGCUCCGAAGCUCAGGGACAUCCGCAAGAAGAUUGACAACCAGCUCCUGUCCCAAACCGAGAUCGAGAAUGUCGCCAUGGAGAUGCUUCCCGAGAUUGCCGAGCUCUCGUCCGACUAUCUCGGAAACACCGUCGUUCAGAAGCUCUUCGAGCACUGCUCGAGUCCGGUGCAGGACGCCAUGCUGCACGAGAUUGCCCCUCACCUGGCCGAGAUUGGCGUUCACAAGAACGGUACCUGGGCGGCCCAGAAGAUCAUCGACGUCUGCAAAACGCCGACGCAAAUGUCCACCAUCGUCGAGCACAUCCGCCCGUACACGGUGCCGCUUUUCCUCGACCAGUACGGCAACUACGUCCUGCAGGGCUGCCUCAAGUUCGGCUCGCCCUACAACGAGUUCAUCUUCGAGACGAUGCUGAGCAAGAUGUGGGACAUCUCCCAGGGCCGCUUCGGCGCGCGCGCCAUGAGGGCUUGCCUCGAGAGCCACCAUGCCAGCAUGAGCCAGCAGCGGAUGCUCGCGGCAGCCAUCGCCCUGCACAGCAUUCAGCUGGCCACGAAUGCCAACGGCGCUCUCCUGCUCACCUGGUUCCUCGAUACCUGCACGUUCCCCCACCGACGCACCGUCUUGGCUCCCCGGCUCGUGCCUCAACUGAUCCCCCUUUGCACCCACAAGGUCGCGUACCUCACCGUGCUCAAGGUCAUCAACCAGAAGACGGAGCCCGACGCGCGCGACACCAUCCUGAAAGCCCUCUUCUUCACGUCCAACAAUGACGUUCUGGAAGCCAUUCUCGGCGAUCAGACCUGCGGCGCCACCCUGAUCUUCAAGGUCCUGACCACCCCUUUCUUCGACGAGGCUUUCCGCAGUCAGGUGGUGGAAAACAUCAAGAAGGUGCUCCUCAAGAUCAGGGCCCAGCCGAACCAGGGAUACAAGCGCCUGAUGGAUGAGGUUGGCCUGUCCACCAGGGGGGCCGGAUCCAACCGUGACGGAAGCUCCCACUCGGAGCAGCGGCAGCGGCCGUCGUCGAGGCAGAACAACAUGAACGCUCCCAGCCCCCUGCAGGGUCCUGGGAAUAGACCGUUCUACAGCCCUGUGCACGCCGCGGCGAGCACGACCCCCUUCGACGCCGGGUACGGACCCCAGCGAAAUGAUGGCGUGGAUCCCAGCGCGACAGGGUUCCAGCCCUUCAACCAGGGCAUCAUGUACAAUGUUCAGGCCGGUCCAGUUGCCCCGGCAGCAAACCCUCAACAGAUUUCGUAUCAGCAGAGCAUGAUCAACAGGGCGACGCCGCAGAUGAACUACGGUUUCCCCCAAAUGCAGACUGCGUAUGGAGCCUUCGCGUCGCCCAGCCCGGGCAUGGAUCAGUUCCGUCAGCAGAACAUGGCAAACGGGAGCCCGAUACAGGCCCAACCCUCCCAGCUGCCCCAGCAGAUGCCCGGCAACGCAGCCUCCUAUGGCCCGCCUGGAUUCGGAGUCCCCAUGGGUAAUGCAUAUCCUUACAGCAACAUGCCACCGGGCAUACAAAACAUGGGCUAUAUGGUGCAAGAGCAGGCCAAUACUCGGCGCAGCCGCGUACGUCCGCCCCAGAGAAGCAGCUUCGCAUCGUUUGGUCGACGCUAA